Messenger RNA from Helianthus annuus (common sunflower), 3044 nucleotides. Its product is annotated as receptor-like protein EIX2. The transcript has 2 exons. Gene Ontology annotation, molecular function: protein binding. Lineage: Eukaryota; Viridiplantae; Streptophyta; Magnoliopsida; Asterales; Asteraceae. Bases 101 to 2770 code for a protein of 889 amino acids. The record is from RefSeq and is a predicted model, not a curated record.
UUUUAUCUUCACAUUGGCACCAUAUAAACCUUCAUCAAGGCCUGUUCAUAUACAUAUGUGUAUCUACACAAACAACUGACCAAACACAUUUUGAUCAAUCAUGCAUCCUCAAGUGUUUUUCAUUUUCUCACUUCUCUUGCUAGACCUUCAGACUAUAACUACAAACCAAUUGGUAGCAAUGGGAAGAGACACUAAUGGCGUUGUCAUCAAUAAGAAAUGCAUCGAUAAAGAUAGACGUGCGCUCCUUGAUCUCAAAACUCGCCUUCAAGACCCUAAAGGCGUUUUGUCUACAUGGAAAACUGAAGAAGAAGCCGACGACUGCUGUAAAUGGAACGGAGUCACAUGCAACGGCACAACAGGUCAUGUCACACAACUUGAAUUGUCCGGCCUUGGAGGUGAGAUUGGCCCUUCUUUGAGUGACUUAGCCUAUUUGGAACAGUUUGCACUUGAAUGCCCCGAAAGAUGUGUGAUCGAAAACAUAGACUGGUUAGCGAAUCUUUCUCAUCUACAAACACUUAGUAUGGAAGGAAUUUUCAUAGCUAAAGCAAAUCAUUGGGUAGAUGUAUUUCAAACUCUACAAAAACUAUCGUCGUUAACACUAUAUAAAUGUGACCUCUCACAAGUCAUGUAUCCUGCGUAUUCUUCGUCAUUUGACAACUCUUUUUCAUCAUCUAUCCAAACCCUUGAGCUCUCGAACAACAAUCUCAACUCAUCCAUGUAUCAUUGGUUGUUUCCGUUAACUAGCAACAACCUCUCUACUCUUGAUCUAUCUGAAAACAUGUUAGAUGGAAUACCAAAAUAUUUUGGAAACCUUUGUGGUUUAACAUCAUUAAGAAUUAAUAACAACUCCGCGCCUAUCAAGUUUCCUGAUUUUCUAAGAAAUUUGUCUGGAUGCACAUCGGAUACGUUACAACUGUUACAAGCUAUAAGAAGCCAACUUACCGGCCCAAUUUCAGAUGAGAUCCAAGUGUAUUCAUCCCUAAAGUUCUUAAACCUGUUUAAUAAUCACUUAAAUGGGGCUAUAAGUGAUAAAUUGUGGGAACUACCUAUGCUUGAAACUUUUGUGGCUUUUUCGAAUUUUCUUAGCGGUGCUAUCUCUGAAAACAUUGGAAAGUCGAAGCUUUGGAAGUUACAUCUUUCAAACAACUCACUGAAUGGAGUUUCGGAUCGUUCCGCAGAUCAUAUGUUAAACAUGUCUUAUGUAGAGUAUAUUGAUUUGAGCUCUUGCAAGCUCGGGCCUCGCUUCCCUAGAUGGAUUCAAAAACUCAAAAAUCUUACUCGUCUUGAUAUUGCGAAUAAUGGAAUUUCAGAUUCGGUUCCUCUAGACUUUUGGAAUAAGUGGCCAUCUCAAUUAGCAUAUUUGAAUCUCUCUUCCAAUAACAUCACAAUGGAAGUACCAGAUUUAUUAUCGAAUUUCAAUGGUCUUUCUUCGGCAAUAGAUUUGAGUUCCAACAACCUUUAUGGUCCGAUACCAAAUGUUUCUUCCACUGUGAUGUUAUUAAAUCUUUCCAGAAACAAAUUCUCUGGAGGAAUCUCUUUUUUAUGCGAAAUUGUUGGUGGAUACUUAUACUUUCUUGAUCUCUCCAAUAACUUCUUAACUGGUCAAGUUCCGGAUUGUUUAUGGAAUUUUAAAUCUCUAGAUGUGCUAAAUCUAGGCCACAACAAUUUUUUUGGAAGGCUUCCUGCUUCCAUCGAAUCUUUGUUCAAUCUCGAGGUGUUGUAUCUAUAUAAGAACAAGUUUACGGGAGAACUGCCUUUGUCUCUAAAGAACUGCACGAAUUUGAAGUUCUUGAAUUUGGGGGUUAACAAUUUUUCCGGUAAUGUGCCUGCUUGGAUUGGAGAAAACCUAUCAAAGUUGUAUGUUCUUAGCCUAAGUGCAAACAACUUUUUCGGAACUAUCCCUUUACAAUUGUGUCAACUAGUGAAUCUUCAACUUCUUGACCUGUCAAAAAACAAUCUAUUCGGAACCAUCCCAUCAUGCAUGAAUAAUCUUACUACCAUGGUUCAAGAAGGACUUAUUCCAACACGAACUGAGUACGUUUUUUCCAUUCCAUGGUAUAAUCCAAGAUAUGCUCAUCAAGAUUUCAUUUUUCAUUCGUAUUUUGACCAUGCAACGAUUGAGUGGCAAGGAAAUGUACGUGAAUUCAGUAGCAUUCUUGGAUUGCUUAGGAUCAUUGAUCUAUCAAGCAACAACCUAACAGGACAAUUUCCAUACGAACUCACCAAUCUCCAUGGACUAAUUGCAUUAAACUUGUCGAAGAACGCUUUAGGUGGAGAGAUUCCAUGGAAAAUUGGUGACAUGAAAAAACUUUUAACUUUGGAUAUAUCAAGAAACAAUUUUUCAGGAGGGAUACCAUCAAGCAUGGCUCAGAUGACUUCAAUAAAUUAUCUAGACGUGUCGUAUAAUAACUUGUCAGGUAGAAUUCCGUCUAGCACUCAACUCCAGUCCUUUGAACCAUCAAGAUAUAGUGGAAACGCAGGACUAUGUGGACCUCCCAUUACUAAAAAUUGUAUUGGAGAUGACGAAUCUGAAGUACCACCCACUCUUGGUGAAAGUGAAGGCGGCAGGGAAGACGUAGAUGAGCUUCAAAGGUGGUUUUAUAUCGGUGGGGGCAGUGGUUUUGUUACUGGCUUUUGGAUAGUAUGUGGCACGUUAGUUCUCAACCGUCAUUUGAGACAUGCGUUUUUUCACUUUCUUGAUCGCGUGAAAAAUGUGGUUUAUGUGAAGGUGAUGGUGUUCAUUGCAAAGUUGCAAAGAGCGGCACUGUGACAACCGGCGAAAAUAAUGGUAAAUGAAUGGAUCUUGGUGCAGUCGGUUCUCAAGAAGCUUUUGGGUUAUCAUAUUAUCAAUGUCAUCCUUUUGAAGGGUUUGAUCCAUAUAUCUCAUCUUCAAUGGGAUAUAGGAAGCAAAGCCUUAUGUUUCAAAAUUAUGUUGAACUGGUCUUUUGUAAAAACUUAUAACUUAUGUCAUCUUGUACCUUAAACGACUUAUGGUGUGUAUCUUUUAGUUAUGUCAAUGGAUGAACAUCGUGUGUUUUUAAUCU